UUUAAAAUAUUUGUACGGAGCCACAUGAGUGCGAAACACCGCCACUAGAGUAUCUCUUAUGUCAGCUUUUCGCCAUACUCGAAAAGUGUUCAGUCCAUCAUAGACCGUUGUCUUAGCAGUAUACUGAAACUGGCUGAUGCUACGGAAAUUUACAACGACUAACAGUACUCCACGCAAUUUCGAAAAAAGAAAAAUAAGAAAGAUCUAGAGAAAUAUAAAAAGGAAAUGGAUGCAGGAGUGAAGUCACCCUGUACGAUUAGCACGUCCGUUAAGUAUGGUCUUCAUUUUGCUGGCAUUUGGCCUGGCACGCCUUUUCCAGGUGUACACAAAUUCUUUUGGGUGACGUUUAUGCUCAUAUUUCAAACGUAUCAGUACAAAUACGUUAUCGCGCAUUUAAAAAUCGACACGCUGUUGGAGACGAUAGAUAAUCUGAGCAUCGCAAUGCCGUUCAGUUUGGUGUGCAUCAAGUUAAUAGUCGCUUGGACCAAUCAUGGGGUGCUCACCGAAAUUUUAUCAACAAUGAAAGAGGACUGUCGGAAGUACGCUGUGAUCGAUAAAAAUAAUUUUAUACCAAAAACAGCGCAGCUCUCUUAUCGUUUAACAAGUCUAAUUAUGUCUGUCUACGUGUCGUCCGUGGUUUUUUACGCAGCUGGUGCAUUUGCAUCUAAACCGAGCAAUGAUUCCAUGCCUCGAGAGCUUCUUCUCAAGAUGGACUUACCCUUCGAGACCAGGGAUUCCCCCAUUUACGAGGUCGUCGUGUCUACACAGUUCCUCCACCAAAUGACGUCUGCAUUCACGUUUGGUGUCUUCAGCGCCAUGCUGCUAAUGAUGACACUUCAUGUAGGCUGUCAAAUUGACAUAAUCUGUCGGACACUAAAGGAUUCGUCCAGAAAGAAAAACCAGUUGCGUUUCUUCAUUAGCAGACAUCAAGAGAUCAUCCACUUUACAGAGAGAAUUGAAAAAUUGUUCACGUACAUAGCGCUCAGUCAACUUGUGUCCAACACUCUAAUCACCUGCUGUUUAGGAUUCCUCAUUAUGGUUUCGUUGAACGCUGAAAAUGGACUUCCUAUACUGAUCAAAUCCAUCAUGUUUUAUCUUUCCAUUUGUUUAGAAGCGUUUAUUUAUUGCUUCGCUGGGGAAUACCUCAAUACCAAGAGCAAAAUGAUUGGUGACGCGGCAUAUGACUCACUGUGGUAUGACUUAUACCCCAGUGAAAAUCGAUUGUUAGUCAUUUUAAUACUGAGGUCACAAAAAGGGCUCACUCUUACUUUUGGGAAAUUUUCGAAACUGUCUUUGGAAAGCUUCACGGGGAUUAUGAAAGCUUCAGCAUCUUACAUGUCAGUACUACUCGCCAUGUCUUGAAACGAAAAAUCUGCAAGUAUUGUAUGUACAUACGUAUAGUUGACUGUGAUCUAGAACUCGUAAUAAAACAAGGGAAUUAUUCUUUGAUUCUGUUAUGAAUGUUUCCGAAGAGACGUAUGAGAGAGCUUGGUAACAAAGAGGAACUUUCAUAUAAUAUCGUAUAAUACGAUAAAUCACUUCAUCUGGGAUGUGCAACUCAAUGGCAUGAGGGUUUACGGCGAGCCAGGUACUAGGGCCACUAUGAUACGCGAAGACAGUGACGUCACAGAGCGAGUGCGUGGCAUUGGCCAUGAAUUUAAAAAAAUUAAUUAAAUUCUUGCUUAUUCGCAUUUAUGCUAGUAUCUUUGAA
Hylaeus volcanicus is the source of this 1711-nucleotide messenger RNA. RefSeq names its product odorant receptor 4-like. Gene Ontology annotation, biological process: detection of chemical stimulus involved in sensory perception of smell; sensory perception of smell. Gene Ontology annotation, cellular component: plasma membrane. The record is from RefSeq and is a predicted model, not a curated record. NCBI's taxonomy places the organism in Eukaryota, Metazoa, Arthropoda, Insecta, Hymenoptera, Colletidae. Bases 226 to 1362 code for a protein of 378 amino acids. Gene Ontology annotation, molecular function: olfactory receptor activity; odorant binding. The transcript has 6 exons.